AGGCUAUUCAUAAACCAGCUCUGGUGCGGAGUAACGUUAGUGGAGCAGGAGGAGGAAGCCUGGCUAGCUAGCUAGCAAUUUGAGACAUUUCUGUCGCUUUUCAGUGUGUGUUUUAGUUUUUUUGGAAACUUCAGUUAGUUCCUAACCUAGGGCCCUUACUGUGUAUUUGAGUUAUGCCUCUCUAAUGACCGACAUGCUUAAAGUUCAUUCAUGUGUCUCUCUGACAGUUAGCUAGCCACAUAGCUACCAAGGUCACAUAUACACGCUACUCACACUUGUGGCUAACACGUGAAUUUGGUAACUUGUGUAAGUACAGUGCAGAAUGGCUGAGCAGAUCAAUUUUGAGGACGAAGCGGAGGUGAAGCAGUUUUUAGACAACCUGGGAGUGGAGUACAGCUAUCAGUGCCACCGAGAGAAAGACCCUGAAGGUUGUCAGAGGUUGGCAGAUUACUUGGAGGGCGUAAAGAAAAACUACGAGGCCGCAGCUCAGGUCCUGAAGAAGAACUGUGAGGAGAAUGGCCAUGGAGAGAGCUGCUACAAGCUUGGAGCUUACCAUGUCUCAGGCAAAGGUGGAGUGACGGAGUGUCUGAAAUCAGCCUAUUCCUGCUUUAUAAAGGCAUGUAACACCAAAGGGAAGAGGUUAGUGGACAGUUGCCACAACGCAGGCCUGCUUGCACAUGACGGCCGAGCCUUGGAAAGCGGUCCAGACCCUGUGGCUGCUCGUCAGUACUACACAAAGGCCUGUGAUGGAGGCUUUGCCCCAAGCUGCUUCAACUUGAGCGCCCUUUACAUCCAGGGUUCAGCAGGAGUAGACAAAAACAUGCCUCUGGCUCUGAAGUACUCCUUGCGGGCCUGCGACCUGGGCCACAUUUGGGGCUGCUCCAAUGCGAGCCGCAUGUACAAAAUGGGUGAUGGCACAGACAAGGAUGACCAGAAGGCAGAGGAGCUGAAGAACAGAGCUAAAGAACUGCAUGGACAGCUAAAAGAGCGGCAGCUAAAAUUUGGAGAGUGAUGCGGAGAGAAAGAGCUGGACUUAUGUUUUCAUCUGUGUGUCUAGUGAUGUGCUGUGUGUUGUAAAGGAUGUAGGGAACAACGGGUGUGAGGAAUAUGGGUAUUGUUUAUCAGUGCCUGUGACACAUCUGUGCUAUUGCACUGAUGAUAUGCAUUUUCUAAACAUAGCCUUUCUUUAUCUACAGGUGAAUACUGGCAUUUUAUUAUGCCCUUAGCUUUGAUUUCAGGGAUAUUGUGUGUCAGUGCAUCUGGCAACAGUGCUAAAGAUAAUAAAGAAAAAACACAACACAUAAAUUAAACAUAAUAUUUAAUACA
Molecule: messenger RNA, 1326 nt
Organism: Astyanax mexicanus (Mexican tetra)
Lineage: Eukaryota; Metazoa; Chordata; Actinopteri; Characiformes; Acestrorhamphidae
Product: cytochrome c oxidase assembly factor 7
Exons: 3
Coding region: 323-1012 (229 amino acids)
Cellular component (GO): mitochondrial intermembrane space
Molecular function (GO): protein binding
Source: RefSeq, a predicted model, not a curated record